Haliotis rufescens (red abalone) is the source of this 2544-nucleotide messenger RNA. Its product is annotated as putative aminopeptidase W07G4.4. Gene Ontology annotation, molecular function: manganese ion binding; metalloaminopeptidase activity. Gene Ontology annotation, biological process: proteolysis. The coding region runs from base 112 to 1671 and encodes 519 amino acids. NCBI's taxonomy places the organism in Eukaryota, Metazoa, Mollusca, Gastropoda, Lepetellida, Haliotidae. The record is from RefSeq and is a predicted model, not a curated record. Gene Ontology annotation, cellular component: cytoplasm. The transcript has 16 exons.
CGGGCACUCCACAUAUUACAACCUUUGACCCCACCCUACUUCAGCCAAUGAAAGGUCGACGUUCAAGGUCGAAGGUCACGUUUCCACGUGUCCAAAAAUAGCGACAACCUCAUGUCCAACAUGGCAGAUGCUAGGCUUCAAACACUUGUCCCUUGUCUGGAUGUCAAGGAUGACCAAUUUGAUGGGGUUGUCGUGGUAACAGAUUCCAUCUCCAAACUGACAGGCAACUUGGAGUGUCUGAAAGCUCCUUUGGAGAAUUAUGGAAAGGUUGACAGUGCGUUGGAGAAGGACGUGGUGCUGGUGCAGACUGAUGUCGUGCCGUCAGGCAGACUGAUCUUCUCCCCCACUGGGCCACUGAACCGUGACCAGGACGAUGUGAGGAGCUUCGCCGACGCAGGGGUCAAGGGCAUCAAGAGAGCACUACAAGCAGGCUGCAAGGCUCCCCUCUUUGUCAGGCCCAUCGAUGACAGCUUCCCCAAGGCCGGCCUUGUUGGCACAUUGGGGGCCCUUCAGGCCCUGUAUGUGCCUCUAGAGGUUCGGGAGGCGGCACCAGCCAAAGCAAGCAAGGCAGAAAAGCUCGGGAUAUGGUGUAACGAUGAAGAUAGUGUUAAAAAGGGAAUUACUAUCAACAAUGCCCUGGAGAAUGGAAGACUGGUGACACGUGACAUCGGAGGAUCCGACCCGGAGAGAAUGGCGGCGCCUCGAGUGCUGGAAUAUGUGCAGGAAGCAUUCAAAGGCACCUGUAUCAAGGUAUCUGUGGUAUCGGACAAGGCGGUCAUUGAAAAGGAAUACCCACUGAUGGCUGCAGUCAACCGAUCAGCCAGCUUUGUGGAUCGGCACCAGGCUCGUCUCAUCUACCUGGACUACGAUGGGGAGGGGGACACGGACAAGACCGUCUUCCUCGUCGGCAAGGGCAUCACCUACGACACCGGCGGCGCUGACAUCAAGGCCGGGGGUGUCAUGGCCGGUAUGCACAGGGACAAGUGUGGGGCGGCGGCGGUCGGGGGAUUCUUCAAGAUUCUGUCUGUCCUGAAACCAAAGGGUCUCAAAGCUCGGGGCGCCAUGGUAAUGGUCCGGAACAGUGUCGGGUCCGAAUGCUAUGUUGCUGAUGAGAUCAUCACUUCCCGGGCUGGGGUGAGGGUGAGAGUCGGGAACACGGAUGCCGAAGGUAGAAUGGUCAUGGCCGACGUCCUCUGUAAAUUCAAGGAAGAUGCAGUCAAGGCUGUAGAGCCACACAUCUUCACCAUUGCUACCCUGACUGGCCACGCUAUCAGGGCCAUGGGACCAGAGUACUCCAUAAUCAUGGACAAUGGCCCUGCAAAACAACUGAGGACCGCCCAGAAUAUUCAGGAGACGGGAGAGGAGUAUGGUGACCCAUUCGAGAUCUCCACCAUACGUAGGGAGGACUAUGUGUUUGUCUCGGGGAAGUCGGAGUAUGAAGACAUCCUCCAAUGCAACAACCUCCCCUCCAGCGCCACGCCCAGAGGACAUCAGUGUCCUGCAGCCUUCAUGAUCAUGGCGGCCGGGGUUGAUAAGCAUGGCAAGGACUCGGACAAGCCCAUCCCCUACUCCCACAUCGACAUCGCCGGCUCCAGCGGACCCUUCCCAGGAGUCCCUACGGGCGCCCCGAUUGUUGCCCUUGCUGCAACCUUCGUCCUGCCAAGAUGCUAGAGGCAGAGCCAGAUAUUCAAAUUUCCCGACAAAAACGUGAUUGGAUCAAAUCUUUUCAAUAUAGUCUCAAUAUAGUCAGUAUAAGCUUUCCUUUUGGUGAGUUCAUUUACAUAACAGACACUGUAGAGCUGGUGUGGUAUGCUACUUAUGUCUUGGUCAACAACAUGGUCAUGUGACCAAUAAUAUUUUUGUGAAAGAUGGUAUACAGUCUGUUACAAUCACUGAACUGGGAGAUGUGGAUUCUGCUUUAUAUUGCGAUGCAUCAUCUUCUCAAGAAUUUAAAUUAUUAUUUCAGAAUUUUAUUUUAUUACAUAUCUUUAUGUGUUUGAAGUAUCAAAUGAUUUCUGUGACAGUUUACUAAAAAUCCUUUCCACCAUCAUCUUCUCAAAAACUUAAAUUAUUAUUUCAGAAUUUUAUUUUAUACAAUACAUAUCUUUAUGUAUUUGAAGUAUCAAAUGAUUUCUGUGAUGUGAAUUAAAAUUACUUUAUUUAUCAAGUUUACAGAAAAUCUUUUCCACCAUGUAUGUAUACCAGGAAUGAUCCAUGUUUGAUCAGGAAAGAUUUAGAAAUAUAAAAAAAUAAUAUUAAUGAACUGAAAACAAUUUCUAAGCAGGAAAAAUAUAUUUUUUUAAACACAUAUAUUUUGAGAUGUUUUCAUGAUAAUUUCUGAUAUAAUUUUUUUUAAUUAGUAUUUAUAUAAAGUAUUAUUUAUCAGUGCUAGUCCGCUAUAUGGAGUAUAUUGCGCUGUCAACACCAAUAAAGUUUCCUGGUAGACUUAAACUUACCCAGGAAUAAAUGUCAUGAUUGUAUCGGCCAGUACUUGUUAAUUUUGUUUACUCUGUUCAAUAUGAUUAAAUCAUGUUCAUCUAUCAA